GCGAUCAUGGAGGCACCGGCUUCGUCCGACAGUGCCACCGAAUUCAGCUUCUUCCAGGAGAAAGCUCCCGAGCCGGAACCCACAAUUGACAACACGGAGUCUUCAAAGGCAAUGCCGCCGCCAAAGCAGAGAAACAAGGUUCCGUUUGAGAAAGGUUUCAGCCAGAUGGACUGGCUCAAGCUCACCCAGAGCCAUCCAGAUCUAGCAGGGCUCAAGGGGCGAUCCAACAGGAGAAUGAUAGCUAUGGAGGAAGUAAAGCAACACAGGAAGCAAGACGAUGCAUGGACAGUUCUACGCGGCCGGGUGUACAACAUCACGCCUUACCUCAACUUCCACCCAGGAGGCCUGGACAUGCUGAUGAAGGCAGCAGGCAAAGAUUGCACUUCUCUCUUCAACAAAUACCACGCUUGGGUGAAUGCCGAGUUCCUCCUGGAGAGAUGCCUCUUGGGCGCUCUAGAACAAUAGCAAUAUAGCAAGCACAUUCUUUGAAUGAUUCAUGAUUCAUUUAACUCGAACUUCCCUUUACCUCC
Messenger RNA from Selaginella moellendorffii, 530 nucleotides. Its product is annotated as cytochrome b5 domain-containing protein RLF. NCBI's taxonomy places the organism in Eukaryota, Viridiplantae, Streptophyta, Lycopodiopsida, Selaginellales, Selaginellaceae. Gene Ontology annotation, molecular function: heme binding. The transcript is spliced from 5 exons. The coding region runs from base 7 to 465 and encodes 152 amino acids. The record is from RefSeq and is a predicted model, not a curated record.